Molecule: messenger RNA, 1344 nt
Organism: Erpetoichthys calabaricus (reedfish)
Lineage: Eukaryota; Metazoa; Chordata; Cladistia; Polypteriformes; Polypteridae
Gene: hikeshi
Product: heat shock protein nuclear import factor hikeshi
Exons: 5
Coding region: 313-906 (197 amino acids)
Biological process (GO): protein import into nucleus
Cellular component (GO): nucleus; cytosol
Molecular function (GO): Hsp70 protein binding; nuclear import signal receptor activity
Source: RefSeq, a predicted model, not a curated record
UUUAAUAACAAUUUUAACAAUUCACAUAGGUUUCACGCCUUUUUUGAAAAUAUAAAUGUUGCGUUUUGAUUCAGUCAGCAGUUUCUGCUUCCAAGUUCAGUUGUUUAACGUUGCGUAGACCUCCUGCAGGGGCGCUGUUGCUGGUUUAUGACAAAGUAGAGUAUCGUAAAAUCUAGAAGCUUCUGUAUUCUUUAGGUGCGUGACGAUGUUGUAGGUGCUGCCGAAAGUAAAAGUGAGAUGCUGACAUACGGCCAACAAGUGUGGCAUGUAACUAUAUUACAAAACUGGAUAGAUUCAAGGAAGAACUGAGCAAUGUUUGGGUGUUUGGUCGCAGGGAGACUGGUACAAACUGAUGUGCAGCAGGUUGCAGAGGAUAAAUUUGUGUUCAAUCUCCCAGAAUAUGAGAAUGUCAACCACAUAGUUGUGUUUAUGUUGGGGACUGUGCCUUUUCCUGAUGGAAUGGGAGGAGCUGUGUAUUUUUCUUAUCUUGACACAAAUGGUGUUCCAGUAUGGAAGCUCCUGGGAUUUAUCACCAAUGACAAGCCAAGUGUCAUCUUUAAAAUAUCUGGUUUGAAAUCUGGUGAAGGAGGACAGCAUCCAUUUGGAAUGAUGGCUCUUCCACAAACUGCUUCAGUUGCUCAGGUUGGGGUGUCUAUUGAGCCUUUAGAGCAACUGAUUCAGCAGACUCCAGUGGCUAGUGCAGCUGUGUCUGCAGUUGAUUCAUUUACACAGUUUACUCAGAAGAUGUUAGAAAGCUUGUGUAACUUUGCUACUUCUUAUGGAGUUACACAAUCUCAGAUGACACCAAAUCCCUCAGAGAUCUUCAUUCCUACUAGUGUUGUUAUGAAAUGGUAUGAAAAUUUUCAAAGAAGGAUGGCUCAGAAUCCAAAUUUCUGGAAAACAUAGUACUAGGGUGUUGUACCGUGUUAGCCAUUAUGAAUGUAGAGAAAAGCCAAGCAAAAUGACACCUUUUAUUGGCUAACUAGAAAGAUUACAAUAUGCAAAACAUAGAAAUGUGAACUUUUUAUAUUGUUAAAUUAAAAUAAAAUGAACUAAACAAAUUAAAAGAAAAGAUUUCAGAAUUUAACAUGCUUAAUGUAUUACGUGUUGAAUGGAAAAAAUAUCUUUGAACACAGAUGACUGUUGAUUUGGGCACAGCUUCCCUCAUGCAGGUUUCUAUAUUUUGCCUUCAUAUUAUUCAAGUGAACCGUAUUCAAACAUUUAAUUUUUCUCAUAUUUACUCCAAACAUUAGAUUCCAUUGCUGCCUUAACCAUUUUUAAAUUGUAGGUUUUUCCAUUUCAGAUGCAUUCAUGGAUAAACCAGAAUGUUUGAUUUUUAUUUAA